Coffea arabica (coffee) is the source of this 1138-nucleotide messenger RNA. Lineage: Eukaryota; Viridiplantae; Streptophyta; Magnoliopsida; Gentianales; Rubiaceae. The record is from RefSeq and is a predicted model, not a curated record.
UACAUUGGGUUUCAGUUUGAAGCGGAGAAGGUGUGAUGGUGGCAAAUAUAACUUUUUGGAAAGGCUUCUUGGAGUUGCACGUUUACUAUCAAAGGAUUUUUUAGUGCAGCCUUGCAUGGUCCUUGCAGAUAGUUGUCAUCUGUUUUUUCCAUAACAACCAACAGAGAUAUAUCUAAACUGCUUGCUCAAUCAUUCUUCAUGGGAUUUUCACUGACCAUUUUGUCACUGCUUGCACGCCUUCGAGUCUUGAUUCAACAAAUACUCCUUGAUGUUGUUUGUGUAUACGACUCCGUUUCUUCACUAUCUCGAAAGGAGCAGGCUAUUAAAAUUACUGAAGAAGGUUUCGAGGUAUUUAGGGAAUAUUAUCCUAUAAAGGAGCAAUUUAUCUCCUUAGAAUGCAUUUGGCAGACAGAUAAGUAUAUAUUAGUUGAAAAAAUGAAUGAAAGUGAAUCCAAAACCCAAGGAAAGGAUGGCAGGGAAGAUGUUUCCCAAAGGGCAUCUCCAGUGCAGUAUCAGAGCAUUGAGGUUUUGCUUGGAGAUUACGAAACCGGCAAGGCAUAUCCUGAAGCUGCUGUAGAAGGUCCUGAUGGCAUGACGAAGGACAAUGGUUCAUUAGCUGAUCCUGUUUCAGAAAGUAAUGAAGAGAAGCAUCUAAGAGAUGGUUCUUCUGGUGCAGGACCAACUGCAAACAGUAAUAUGGCUCUAGAAGGUGGCCUGCUCACAACUUCAAGCUCAUCUACACAUUCGAAUCCUUUAAAACGCAAGGCUGGGAAGGAAAAAGUUGCCUUCAUGUCCGUGCAAGCUCCUUCACCAUCAACAUCAAACAAACUUGAUUCUGGUUUCAAACUGACGGACAAAGUUGAUGAACAGAAAGAAGAUCCUUUCUUCAGUCUGCUUACUGGUGGAAAUAAGAACACGAGUGUAUUUUAGGAGUAAUGUUGUCCUGUUACUGUAUCUCUAUGGCCAAUUUUGUAGUCUACAUGGUUCGUAGCAUAAAGCUGGUAUCAUGUUAUGGAAGAAACUUUUGAACGAAAUCUUAUUCAGUGUCUUAUCAAUUUUAUUUGUUGCCGACUAAGUGCCCGUCCUGGAUAGUUUUUGGAUACAUGGGAAUCUAUUUUGUUGCAACAAAUUCUGGAUC